This is a messenger RNA of Xiphias gladius (swordfish), 2392 nucleotides long. Its product is annotated as protocadherin gamma-A11-like. The record is from RefSeq and is a predicted model, not a curated record. Gene Ontology annotation, molecular function: calcium ion binding. Lineage: Eukaryota; Metazoa; Chordata; Actinopteri; Istiophoriformes; Xiphiidae. Gene Ontology annotation, biological process: homophilic cell-cell adhesion. The transcript has a single exon. Gene Ontology annotation, cellular component: plasma membrane. Bases 5 to 2392 code for a protein of 795 amino acids.
CUUGAUGAUGGCUUCGAAAAUCAUCUUGUUUCAGUCGUGCUGCUUCAAUUUCCUCCUUGUUUUUUUGCACGUCGCAUAUGGAGACAGGAGCUAUUCUUUUCCAGAGGAGAUGAAACGAGGAUCGGUUAUUGGAAAUAUAGCCAAGGAUCUCGGGCUGCAAACGGGCGCGCUAUCUAACAGAAGAGCCCGCAUUGACAGCGAUGGGACUGACAAACGUUACUGUGACAUAAACCUGAAUAACGGAGACCUGAUUGUUGCCGACAGAAUUGACCGAGAGGGGCUUUGUGGCGAAAAGGCUUCGUGCAUCCUAAAACAUGAGCUUGUGCUGGAGAGUCCUCUUGAGCUCCAUCGGAUUAGUCUGCACAUUCAAGAUAUUAAUGAUAAUUCACCACAGUUUAACGAAGAAUCGAUCACUAUAGAAAUUCGAGAGUCCACAGUUAGGGGAGCUCGUUUUGCGAUAGAGGAGGCGCACGAUGCGGAUGUAGGCCAAAAUUCAGUUCAACAAUACAGCCUUAAAAAGAAUGAACAUUUCAUUUUGGCUGCAAAUGGAAACACAAUAGAGAUUGUUCUCGAUAAAGAGCUUGAUCGUGAGAAACAAAAAGAGAUGAAUUUGCUUCUCACAGCUCUAGAUGGUGGCUCUCCUCAGAGAUCAGGUACCGUUGUUAUACACGUCACUGUGCUGGAUGCUAAUGAUAACGCCCCAGUGUUCAGCCAGACCGUUUAUAAAGCCAGUCUGCCCGAAAACUCUCCUCCAGGUACAGUAGUUGUGAGAGUGAGUGCGACUGAUGCAGACGAGGGAGUCAAUGGAGAUGUGACUUACGACUUCGGACAUGUUACUGAAGAUGUGAAGAAGAUAUUUAGUAUUGAUCGUAAAGUAGGUGAGAUACGAGUAGUUGGUGCUGUUGAUUAUGAAACUACUACAACAUUUGAAAUACGCGUUAAAGCAAAAGAUGGGUUAGGGCUUUCAUCUUACGCCAAGGUAAUAAUUUCUAUCACUGAUGUGAAUGACAACGCCCCUGUAGUCAAUUUGAAAUCAUUGACGAGUCCCACACCAGAAGACACCCCAGCUGGUACAGAGGUGGGCAUCAUUAACGUGCAGGAUAGAGACUCUGAGAAUAACAGACAGGUCCGCUGCUCCAUUCAGCAAAAUGUCCCUUUUAAGUUAGUUCCCUCCAUUAAAAACUAUUAUUCUCUGGUGACCACAGGACAACUGGACCGCGAACUAGUGUCCGAUUACAACAUUACAAUCACUGCCACUGACGAGGGCUCUCCACCUCUGUCCUCCUCUAAAACCGUUCAGUUAUCUGUAGCCGACAUCAACGACAACCCACCGGUGUUUGAGGAACAGUCCUACAGCGCAUAUGUGAGUGAAAACAACAAACCCGGCUCCACUUUAUGUUCCGUGACUGCUCGAGACCCCGACUGGAGACAAAACGGUACAGUGAUUUAUUCUCUGUUACCGGGUGAGGUGAACGGUGCCCCGGUGUCGUCCUAUCUGUCUGUUAACGGAGACACGGGGGUGAUCCACGCUGCGAGGUCGUUUGAUUACGAACAGUUCAGGAGCUUUAAGGUCCACGUGAUGGCCCGAGACAACGGUUCUCCUCCGCUCAGCAGCAACGUGACCGUCAGUGUCUUCAUAUCGGAUGUGAACGACAACUCUCCUCAGAUACUGUACCCCGCCCCGGAGGGCAACUCCUUCAUGACCGAGCUGGUCCCCAAAGCUGCACACGGAGGUUCUCUGGUGUCCAAAGUGAUAGCGGUGGACGCGGACUCCGGCCAGAACGCCUGGCUGUCCUAUCACAUAGUCAAAUCCACCGAUCCGGGACUUUUCACCAUUGGUCUCCACAGCGGAGAGAUCAGGACCCAGCGGGACAUUUCUGAAUCUGACAGCAUGAAACAGAACCUCAUAGUGGCAGUGAAAGAUAACGGACAGCCCUCUCUGUCUGCCACCUGUUCCAUGUAUCUACUUAUCUCUGAUAACUUGGCUGAGGUGCCAGAACUGAAGGAUAUUUCCUAUGAUGAGAAGAAUUCCAAACUGACUUCUUACCUGAUCGUCGCUCUGGUGUCCGUGUCCACCUUUUUCUUGACCUUCAUUAUCAUCAUCCUGGGUGUGAGGUUUUGUCGCAGGAGAAAGCCCAGACUGUUGUUUGACGGAGCAGUCGCCAUCCCCAGCGCUUAUCUGCCUCCUAAUUACGCAGAUGUUGACGGCACAGGAACUUUACGCAGCGCUUACAAUUAUGACGCCUACCUGACAACAGGAUCUAGAACCAGUGACUUUAAGUUUGUGACAUCUUACAAUGACAACACGUUGCCUGCUGACCAGACUCUGAGGAAAAGUCCUUCUGAUUUUGCUGAUGCAUUUGGAGAAUUUGAAGGAUGUUCAGAGGUAUGA